AUGGAAAAUCGAUGUCCAAUGGUUUUGAUGUUUACCGAGGGAAGCGAGGUCAGGAGAUUGACCUUUGCCCCUGGCGUGAUUUUCGACCAAUCCAAAGAAAGCUCUAGCUGUAUAGAUUCAUUGGCUUAUACGUUGCAUAUUACGAUGAUACAGCGGUAGUAACUUACACAAAACUUGUCUUAUUUCAUAAUAGGAGAACGUCGAUCGUAAACGACCUGUCGAUAACGCCAUAAGAAUAUUUCAGGCAUUUGACACUCAAGGUAGCAAAACUUAUAAUUCAUCUCUUCAUACAGUAAUGCAAUUUAACGCAGGCACUUGGAUGUUUAUAUUAUGUAUUUCCCUCCUAAUAUUUCAUUACAGAGAAUGGCUUUAUUGAACGAAACAAAUUAAAAGAUGUAUUAGAAGCACUGGAACUAGAGUCAGACCCAGACUAGUAAGUAAGCUAUUGAUACAGGACUUUAUUCGCACUUAAUUUCGCGCGACUUUAUUUUCGCGAUUGUAAAAAAACCGCGAAAUUAAAAUCGCGCUAAUAAAAAACCUCGCGAAUUUGCACACACGAAAUUAAAUACCCUAGUCAAAAAUGUGAAUCAUAAAAUUCUUGAAAAAUAUGAUCAUAAUUUUGCUCUGUUAUCGGCGAUAAAGAUGAGCAAAAACGUGAAGGUACGUUUACACGCUGCGAUUUGUCUGGCCGAUUUUGCUCGCUGUAUGUAGAUAACCUGUCGUGAUUACUCGCGUCAGCACCUUGCGAUUCACAAAAUCGGGAGAAAAAUCUGUAACAAAACACAGAUUUUUCUCACGAUUCAACGAUUUUUCUUCCGUUGUAAAGUUGUUGAAAACUUUUCGCACGCAGAAAACUAUAAUACGAACAGACGAGAGAGCGGACAGCUUCAAUUGAACGUUUAAAUCGCUAAAUGUCGAAGAAGGGGCAUCAAUUAUUUACCAAAAUCGAUAUCGGCCCGACAAGUCGCAGCGUGUAAAUGUAGCUUUAUACGGACUACCGUAUACAAACAAAAAGUAUAUACCUUAUGUUGACUUGUUCCGAAAGUUGUAGUUCAGAUUUUUGUAGAAAAUAAAAUGUUGUUUCGAAAGCUUUCGCGAAAUUUAAUGCCCUUUUUCUAUUUUCAUUUAUCAAAAUCGCGAAAAUAAAAUCUCGCAAAAUAUUGCGAAGAUAAAGUCUCGCGAAAUAUUGCCUCUGAAAAAUCGCGAAAUUAAGUAUACGAAUAAGAUAGUAGAGUGUGAAUCCUGCUUUUGUCGCCAUUUUUUGCGCGUAAUUUUUCCCUCUGUCCGCACGACUUCGAAUUAAUUCCUUGUGUUUUUUUGCUUUUCAAAAUGUAGUGUUAGUUUUAUGGAGUCGUGUUUGGAUCCAGAUUCUUCAGGGAUUAUUUUACUUCACACUUUCUUGCAAAUGUUUUACCCAAAAGAGGUUUGUAGAGGUACUUGAUAGCUGUUUGACCUAGACACUAGGUUAAUAGAUUUAUUUUCAUAUUUGUUUAUUUCAAAAUUUAUUCGAUAGUUCCUUUCAAAGGCAACGGAACGGGGGGGCGCUAAAAGUAGGAAAAAGGGGGAUAAUUCGUUCCAAAGAUCAAUUUAUCGUUUAUAAAAUAUUCAUAAUUCCCCGUUAUGUGGCUUGAAACAGUUGUUUUAGGUGGUUAACAAGCCACAUAACGGGGAAUUAUGAAUAUUUUAUAAAUGAUAAACUGAUCUUUGGAACGAAUUAUCCCCCUUUUUCUAUUUUUAGCGCCCCCCCCCCCGUUCCGUUGCCUUUGAAAGGAACUAUCGAAACGCCGAGGUUUUCCAUGUCAAAUUUUCUUCAGAACAAUUCAGAACGCAGAAAAUGCCAAAGAGACUCUAGAUUUCACUUUUUCGGUGAGCAAAGGUUCCCACUAGAAUUUUGAAUACGAGGCGUUUUGAAAGAAAUGGGUACCACUGACCAAGGACGAAGGAGGUCUGAGGGCGUCUUCAGGUUGUGAGAUUUUAAAAUUUAGACCCUCAUGUAAAAUUAUGUUAUAAAAGCAGGAAACCUUUCCAUUGGUAUUUUGUGGUAAGGAGGAAAUAUUUGCGUUAUAAUUUCGAGAAAUAACCGUCGACUGCCUACGGUAUAGACGACGAAAAAUCGCCGAGUGCUGGAUUCUAUUUGGAACCCUGGGGAGCAUGCAUGCCCCCAGACCCACCCAGAGUUUGUUUAGCCCUCAACCAGACAAAUCGUCGGCCACCUAUGAGUUCAUUUCAGAAUUUAUUAUCUCGAUCGUUUGUGAUUGGGUAAUGACGUAUUGUUCGAAGUUUAUCACAAAAUUUUGGAACAAUGUCAUUUUCGUACUGUGCAUUUCUAUAGCGCAAAUUAACUAAUCGCUUACUGCGCCUAGAUUGUGAUAUUACUUUCACAAUAUUGUGAUAUUCACAACGAUUGUGAUAUUACUUUCUUAACUGUGCGUAUCUUAACCCACCCUGUCAACUUUCCCUGUGGGAGCUAGAAAUCGGGAUAAAACCACGACUUUCUGCAGAGCUUUGACUGUCUCUUUUCACAUGAGUGGACAGCAAGAGAAUCGAACCCACGCUCUCGUAGUUGUCAAUAUGGGUAUAGUUGUCAUUUCCAGUAGGGGUGCACCGGAUUUGGAAUUUUCAAAUCCGGCCGGGACCGGAUUUACCGGAUUUGGACAAAAAUUCUGUCCGGAUUUGUCGGAUUUGAGAUAAACCGGUAAUGGGGACAAUUGGGGAUAAAUCAGUAUUCAAAAUGACGGUUUAUGUUUUUUACUAUUUUUAGUUAGUGUCAGUUUAGAUUUUUGAUUGUGUUUAAACCUUUUUUAAACAUUAAUAUUAAUAUUAAUAUUUUAUAAUAAUAUAAGUGGGUUUUUUUAACUAUAAAGCUGCCAAAUUGAUGGUUUAUCCCUUCUUGGUGAAUUUUUUAAGGUGAAAACAGAAAUUUAAAUCCGGCCGGAUUUUCUCCAAAUCCGGCCGGAUGCCAGAAAAUUCGUUAAAUCCGGCCGGAUUUGAAAUCCCGUGCACCCCUAAUUUCCAGUGUAUAAAAGGUGGCUGUUAGCAUUAUUGUGCACUAAGUAGAUGUAUUUCACUAUUUUUCACCCCGUAUAGAAAGAGAGCAUAUCUGAGCAGUCUGACUUUGCGAGGAGUUUUGCAGUGUAUCAUUACAACGGAUUAGCAAAGUGUUGUGGGAAGGAGGAUAAUAGGAAAAAGGUAACAUUUACCGAUUUACAUGUGGUCAAAUGUACACACAUAUAGUAUACAAAUAAUGAACAUUUAUUACUGCAACUAUGGUAAAAAUACUCGCCUAUCACUUCGUGAAUAUAGAAAAUUCCAUCUUAAAUCUUUCACCCCAUGAAAAUAUUUUUACUUUAUAUUACACCAAUAUAAAUCUCUCUUACUGAAUCUAUUUUUUAUUGAAUUUAAUACAAAACAAAUACAUACAGUACCUGAAUUGCAUGCAUUGUACAAUGUUUAGAAUUAAUAGAAAUCCGAAAAAUAUGUUCCAAAAUAUGUUUCAAUGAAGAGUUCAUUGCAUUCGUUUAAUUUAUCAUUUUGGUAAAAAAUAUUAUUUUUAGUGAUUUUUACACCAGCUGUUAUGCUUCUCACAAAUUUUAUAUAAUUGGGGAAUCAAAUGACCAGAAUUUAAUGAGGGUGUUAUGUAAUACCUUCCUAUACAGUGGCUACAAUUAACUGCUAUCUCUACAGUAGUUAUCUUCUUAUUCUUGUGUUUAGGUUGUAUAUUCUGAAGGCGUGUGUACACUGUUAUCUGGAGAUGUGAUAUGCUUGUCAGAUGGACAAUUUCUUAACUGUUUAAGAACUAAGUGGCCAUAUGUUAUUAUUGACUGGAAAACUGAACCUAAACCAUCUCUUAACUAA
This is a messenger RNA of Paramuricea clavata, 3855 nucleotides long. The record is from the annotation of a GenBank genome assembly. Lineage: Eukaryota; Metazoa; Cnidaria; Anthozoa; Malacalcyonacea; Plexauridae.